Molecule: messenger RNA, 642 nt
Organism: Procambarus clarkii (red swamp crayfish)
Lineage: Eukaryota; Metazoa; Arthropoda; Malacostraca; Decapoda; Cambaridae
Source: RefSeq, a predicted model, not a curated record
AUGUGCCCCGCUCCUGUGCCAGUUAACCUGGCAGUGAACAACAGUGAACCAGGUAGUGAACCUGGCAGUGAAUCAGGUAGUGAACAUGACAGUGAAGCAGGUAGUGAAACUGAUAGCGAAUCAGGAACUGAAUAUGAUAGUGAACCAGUCUGUGAAUGCGACAUUGAACACGGCCAUGGAUCAGACAGUGAAUCAGUUAGUGAACACGACAGUGAACCAGAUAGUGAACACGACAGUGAACCAGAUAGUGAACACGACAGUGAACCAGAUAAUAGUGAACACGACAGUGAACCAGAUAGUGAACACGACAGUGAACCAGAUAGUGAACACGACAGUGAACCAGAUAGUGAACACGACAGUGAACCAGAUAGUGAACACGACAGUGAACCAGAUAGUGAACACGACAGUGAACCAGAUAGUGAACACGACAGUGAACCAGAUAGUGAACACGACAGUGAACCAGAUAGUGAACACGACAGUGAACCAGAUAGUGAACACGACAGUGAACCAGAUAGUGAACACGACAGUAAAUCAGGCAAUGAACACAACAGUGAAUCCGAAAAUGAACCAGUGAACACAAUGAACCAAGUAGUGAGCACAACAGUGAACCAGGCAGUGGAUGCGACAGUGAACACGAAGUGA